Choloepus didactylus (southern two-toed sloth) is the source of this 342-nucleotide messenger RNA. RefSeq names its product SREBP regulating gene protein-like. The transcript has 2 exons. NCBI's taxonomy places the organism in Eukaryota, Metazoa, Chordata, Mammalia, Pilosa, Megalonychidae. Gene Ontology annotation, biological process: positive regulation of SREBP signaling pathway. The coding region runs from base 1 to 342 and encodes 113 amino acids. The record is from RefSeq and is a predicted model, not a curated record.
AUGGUGAACCUAGUGGCUAUGGUGUGGCGCCGGCUUCUGCAGAAGAGGUGGGUGCUUGCCCUGGUCUUCUGGCUCUCGCUCGUCUACCUCCUCACUAGCACCUUCAAGCAGGAGAUGAGGGCAAAACAACUUCUCCUGGAACACUUCCUCAACCGGGCAGGCGUGGCGUUUCAGAACCUCAUCAUGACAGUGGAAGAUCACUCUGAGUUGUGUUUGGCUAAAUGCAAGACCUCAUCCCAGAGCGUCCAGCAUGAGAAUACCUAUAGGGAGCCUAUAGCCAAGUAUUGCUACAGCGAGAGCCCUCCCAACCUCUUCCCUGUGAGAUGGGCGCAGAAGACUUAA